Anopheles funestus (African malaria mosquito) is the source of this 2530-nucleotide messenger RNA. RefSeq names its product synaptic vesicle glycoprotein 2A. Lineage: Eukaryota; Metazoa; Arthropoda; Insecta; Diptera; Culicidae. Bases 219 to 1811 code for a protein of 530 amino acids. Gene Ontology annotation, molecular function: transmembrane transporter activity. The transcript is spliced from 6 exons. Gene Ontology annotation, biological process: transmembrane transport. The record is from RefSeq and is a predicted model, not a curated record.
GAACAUGUGUUUAGUGUUUGAUCUAGAGAAAUGUAAUUUAAGCUACUGCACAAGAUCGGACAGGUUUAGUUUCCAGACAGCUCGUUGAACCUUCGCCGGAUAGAUAGUGGCAGAGUGUCUGUGUACAAUCCACGAAGUAGUGAAUGGUAAAGUUUUCUACUAUUAGUUUUAGUUUUUGAACUAAUUUAUCAUAGUGCCAAACCGAAAAAAAACUAAACAUGCGGACUGAGGUGAAUCGUUCUCCAGUGUUUACUAUCGAAGGAAAUAAUGUGACAGCAAACAAAUCGGUUGCAGAUCCAGAAUCCAAAAGUUAUACGUUUGAUGAAGUGAUUGAUAUUAUAGGAUUCGGUCGAACCACAUGGCACAUAUUUAUAGCCUCGUCUAUAACUAUGAUGGCAGUGCUGAAUGAAACGAUGGGCAUUUCAAUCGUAAUCCCAGCCGCACAGUGUGAUCUUCAUCUGUCUGCCACAGAUAAAGGCUUAUUGACUGGAGUAAGCUUUGCAGGCAUUAUCGUUUCGUCACACUUCUGGGGUUAUAUUGCAGACACGAAAGGUCGCCGAAGGACGCUCAUCGUGUCACUGAUGUUGACCGCCAUCUGUGCACUGGUUUCCGGUUUAUCCAUCAACUAUACGAUGAUGGUGGUUAUGCGUUUCCUGGUGGGAGUUUUCAUUUCUGCACCAUCGGCUACCAUCUUUGCUUAUCUGGGAGAAUUUUUCAAAACUGCCAACCGCACCGUGGUGAUAACGUAUGCCAGUACAGCAGUAGGACUAUCAGCCGUUUUUACUGCAAGCACUGGUUGGUAUGUGCUCUCGUUCACCUGGUCUCUCGAUAUUCCUGGGACGGGACUCGUUCUAAAGCCUUGGCGUCUUCUAUUUUUUGUAUACACCUUGCCCACGCUGAUAGGAGCAGUUUGGCUUAUGGUACUUCCGGAGAGUCCCAAAUUUUACCUUUCCCGCGGGCGUGAAUCGGAAGCAUUCGCUGUUCUUCUUCGACUGUACCUUGAAAAUCACCCGCACGCAACCGUGGAUGAUUUUCCCGUAAAACAUAUAACGCCUGAAGCUGGACAAAAGGAUCGUAGUGCAACACCGAAUGGGCAUGGAGGUUUCUGCCAUGUGGCUAGCAGCGUUUGGAACCAAACGGUUCCACUUUUUCAACGACCCAAUGUGGUUAAUUUUACCAUAUGCUGUGUGGUGCAGUUUGGGCUGUUUGUAGUUUCUGCAGGAAUGGGGCUGUGGUUUCCAGACAUCAUUAACCGGCUUACUACAUCGAAUGCGUUGGAUGCUACUGUUUGUGAUGCACUGGACGUAUCUAUGACCGCAGACUUCGAGCAAGAGCUGGAACAUGCAGUCAUAAUCGGCGAUGGAGCAUGCAAUGACAACAUAAAUGAACGAGUUUUCAUCUACGCUAUCACCUUGGGCGGGUUGUACACGGUGCUGUAUCUAGCCAUGUCCGUGCUGAUGCGCAUGUUGGGUCGCAAGUGUUUGGUUGCAUUUAACUUAUUCUUAUCCGGAUUCUCCGGGAUCGCGCUACAGUUCGUAGACCAUCCAUACAUCACGAUGGCACUGUUCUGCUCGUUUUUAGUAUUUGCCGGUACAUCGAUUUCUAUUCUCAAUGGAGCCACCGUAUCAUUCUUUCCGACAAAUGUUCGAGCGAUGGCCGUUUGCUUGAGUCUAAUGAUGGGGCGCCUGGGAAGUGUAUUUGGCAGUAAUCUUGUAGGGCUCAUCAUGGAGGAACACUGUACGCUCACAUUUAAUUUGUUUGCCACUGGAUCAAUUAUCUGUGCCGCUCUUACAUUGAUUUUACCCAGUUAGUGUGAUCUGUGGUAUAAUUCUACACACAGUAAGUUCGUAUAAUCUGUUGCUGCAAUAGAAUUAAGGUAGCUCAACAUUACAUUACACCACAAUUCAACGAUCCAAUUUGACUGAUGGGUAAUGUACAACAAUAAAAAGAGGAGAAUAUUUCUUGGAAUAUUGACUGCAGUCUGUGGAAGUAAAGUGUCAUCCUUUCCAAUCAUUUUGGAUGCCACCAUAUGACAUUGAAGUAGUUUCAGCGUACCGCCAAAUUCCAUUGACAUCAUCAAAACGAGUUGGAACAGAUCAAACAACAAGCACAACGUGUGGAAUUGUUUUGAUUUUUUUUUCUAAAUGCAGUAACGUACUUUUCUUUUCUAACUCUCAAACUCUGGAUUAUCUGGGUUCUUACGCUUCUUUUUUUCCUGAAGUAGUAUCGUAUGACCGUGCGUGAUAGGACGGCACAUAACAACCGGAUGGUGUCGCAACUUGAGCAAAUCAUAAGGUUAUUUUUUUUACAUGUCGUAGUCUUGAGCAGGUUGUGUAUAUUUGGUUUUUUCUUUACCAUCGGAAUGUCUACUCACUUGUACGCAAAAGAAGCGUUAGCAAAAGUUGUGCUGCUGAAUGUUGUUUGAAAUGUGCUAUAUUGGUUAAGUUCACACGCCAGAAUUGUACGGACAUGCUGCUAGAGGUACAUUGAAGACAUUGUUUGCUAAUAAAAUUUAAGUAAAUACCUUAAA